AUGCGUGACUGUCGGCACAUUCGCACCACCACGGUGGCUCGAGCCUUCCUCGAGCACUGGAUCGCCAGGUUCGGUGUUCCAUCCAUCAUCACCACCGACCGCGGCGCUCAGUUCGAGUCUGCCCUCUGGUCGGAGCUUCAGCGGUUCCUCGGCUGCCAGCGGACUCGGACAACCAGCUACCACCCGGCCUGCAACGGCAUGGUCGAGCGGUUCCACCGUCAGCUGAAGGCCAGCCUCCGUGCCCACCAAGCUGCCUCGUGGACAGACGUGCUGCCGCUGGUCAUGCUGGGCAUCCGCGCCACCAUCAAGACCGACCUGCAAGCAUCCCCAGCUGAACUGGUAUACGGCUCUCCACUGCGACUCCCAGCCGAGUUCUUCGACAACAGCCGCACAGCAGACGCAUCACCAGCCUCCUUCGUCAAGGACCUGCGACGCGCCAUGGCUCAGCUUCGACCCACUCUGCCACGGACAACCAAGCGCGCCACGUACGUCCCGGAGGCGCUGAAGACGGCAAAGUACGUUUUCGUUCGGCGGGACGACCACCGUUACCCUCUGGACGCACCGUACGACGGCCCGUUCCCAGUCAUCAACAGGACAGACAAGACCAUCACCAUCCAACGGCGACAGCGACGCGACGUCAUCACCAUCGACCGUUGCAAGCCCGCCUUCAUGGACGAGGUGCCGGAUCAACCUCAGGAGCAGCCACAGCGCGCACCUGACGUGCAGUCACCGGCCGCCCAGACAGGCGGCCCGGAGCUCCUGCUCUAUGACGACACUCCAGCCGCCGCACGUCCUGCACCGCCAACACCACGCCCGGCGCCAACGGAAGCACCAACAACAAGACCGACAACACCGCGACCAGCAGCGCCAUCGCGGCCAGCAUCGACCACGGACAUCACCACGCCAGCACAGCCCAGAUCGAUUCUCCGCACUCGCUCCGGACGCGAGUCACGACCACCGGAUCGAUUUCGACACGUCACCUUCAUCGGCGACGCGUCUAGGGAGGGGGCAGUGUAG
This is a messenger RNA of Amphibalanus amphitrite, 1017 nucleotides long. RefSeq lists its product as uncharacterized. The record is from RefSeq and is a predicted model, not a curated record. Gene Ontology annotation, biological process: DNA integration. Gene Ontology annotation, molecular function: nucleic acid binding. Bases 1 to 1017 code for a protein of 338 amino acids. NCBI's taxonomy places the organism in Eukaryota, Metazoa, Arthropoda, Thecostraca, Balanomorpha, Balanidae. The transcript is spliced from 2 exons.